Nasonia vitripennis (jewel wasp) is the source of this 1041-nucleotide messenger RNA. Its product is annotated as skin secretory protein xP2. NCBI's taxonomy places the organism in Eukaryota, Metazoa, Arthropoda, Insecta, Hymenoptera, Pteromalidae. The transcript has 4 exons. The coding region runs from base 129 to 569 and encodes 146 amino acids. The record is from RefSeq and is a predicted model, not a curated record.
AAGCUCAUUCUCGCGCGAGAGAUCCAACGGAUAAGGUGGAGCUUGAAAAAGGGUGUUUGUGCUCAGAGAUAAUUUAUCAAUUUCUAUUAUAUUUUUGAAAGCGCUCUCUUCGCAAUCACAUUAUCAAAAUGACUAUCACACUGCCACCUCUUGAAAAGGAUAACCAACCACCACCACCAAAUCCAUUGAAUGUACUCAACUUACUUCUCUCGAAACUUAAGGCGAUGGAAACGACAGACGCUACAGGAGCAGGAGAAGUCACAGAAGUCGAUGUAGAGCUCUGUAACAAGAUUUACUUUAUUUUAAAUCCAUCUGCAGCGCCACCCGCCGACGAGGCAGCAGCGGCACCACCGGCCGAAGGUGAAGCGCCAGCGGAAGGAGGCGAAGCCGCCGCACCAGCCGAGGGUGGCGAGGCAGCGCCGGCGGAAGGAGGCGAAGCCGCAGCACCGACCGAAGGUGGCGAGGCUGCUCCAGCGGAAGCUGCAGCCGCGCCAACGGAGGGCGAGCCGGCUGCCGCCGCCGAUGCACCGGCGCCAGAGGCUGCGCCGGUCGUCGAAGCUGCUGCGUAAUCCUCGUCCGAUGACUCUCACUCUCGUAUAUUGUAUACACACACGCACCGUUUAUCAUACUUGUCUCGGCUCGGCAAUUGUCGACAUUCAUUCGAGCUGAGGAAACCAUACAGGCACGCAUCGAUUUAUUUAUUACAAUAUACACAUGGAUGAAAUUUAAUCAACAAAUUUAUGGGGAGAAUAAAAAUUUGAAAUUUUAUAUAUUAUUAUAAUACGUCUGCGUAAUCUGGAGGAUUUGUUUUCAAAUUUUAUGUGGCUGGAUUCCUUUUUACUCUGUACGUUUAUAAUUUGCAACGCCAAAUUAUGUAUACACUAUUUAUACGAUUAUUCCUUCUUAUGUGAAAAUUCUCGACUGUUUCGAAACAUUCAUCGAUCUGUUCAUUUAUACAUGCGCUCUCACAUCAAAAGUUCACUGUAAUUAAUGUUUAUUUAUUAAAAUGUUGAAAAAUAAAAACAAACCGACUGAAUCUCA